Messenger RNA from Aspergillus terreus NIH2624, 1227 nucleotides. Its product is annotated as cytochrome P450. Bases 1 to 1227 code for a protein of 408 amino acids. Lineage: Eukaryota; Fungi; Ascomycota; Eurotiomycetes; Eurotiales; Aspergillaceae. The transcript is spliced from 4 exons. The record is from RefSeq and is a predicted model, not a curated record. Gene Ontology annotation, molecular function: monooxygenase activity; oxidoreductase activity, acting on paired donors, with incorporation or reduction of molecular oxygen; iron ion binding.
AUGGCGCGCUUCUUCUCCCGCCAGCAGACGCUGAAGCUCGAGGGGGAGGUACAUGAGUUUGCGCAGCUCACCGUGAACAAGAUGCUGGGUUUUGCGGGCAAAGCGCCGUUCGACGUGAAAGAGGCCUUCAACUGCUUCACGGCCGACGUGAUAUCGCAGUACGCCUUUGGCGAGCCGAUGGGCUUCAUCGCCCAGGACGCGUGGGAGCCCAACUUUGCCACCUGGGUCAAGUCGUUCUUCCGGAGUGCCUACAUGAUGCGGCACAAUGCACUUGCUAGGAAGAUGGCGCAGUUGCUUCCCAUGUUGGCGGACUAUAUGGGCGAGGACGUCAGGGCUGUCAUGCGGCAGAUGAACGUCAUCAUCCCCGGGUACAUCGAACAGGCGCUGCGCGAGCCCGGGAAUGGGAGGGUCUUCGCCGAGGUGGUCCAGUCCGACCUGUUGCCCGAGUCUGAGAAGUCUUUGUACCGACUUUCCGGCGAGGGGUUCAACUUUCUGUUGGCGGGGACCGAGACCACGGCCGCUACAUUGACGGUCAUUACGUACCAUCUCCUUGCGCAGCCUUCGAUAUAUGCGCGUCUGAUGGACGAUCUGCAGGGUCUCGACCCUGCGAGCCUCAAAUGGACCGAGCUUGAAAAGCGCAGUUAUCUGUGGGCUGUCAUUCAUGAAUCCCUCCGCAUGAUGCCGGGCGUGUCGCACAGAUCAGCGCGGAUCGCUCGUGAGGAGGACUUGGUUUACAAAAGUCGAGACGGCCGUGUUCAAUGGAUCAUUCCUCGCGGCACUCCCAUCGGAAUGACGUCUAUGAUCAACCACUGGGAUGAGGAAUUCUUCCCCAGUCCGGACCGUUUCCUUCCCGAGCGGUGGCUAGUAGAUGGUCAGCCCAACUAUAAGCUCCAGAAGACCUUGAUCGCUUUCGGCAAGGGGAGUCGCUCGUGUAUCGGGGAGAAUUUGGCCUAUUGUGAGCUUUAUAUUAUGGCUGCUCUGAUGGCGCUGCGCGUUGUUCCCCGCGCGCGGCUCCACGAGACUACCGUGGAAGAUAUUUCAAAACUUUGGCCUAACCCUGUUUUCCACCUGGGAGGCGGCUGGUCUAUACCACGCGUGGUAAUUCGCCGAGAGGUAUCUACGGAGUACCUCGACGGAGGAAUUUUAUUGCCGCUUAUUGUUGAAGUGAAUCCUGUGAGAGCGCCGUCAGACAGCUUCUUUGGUACGCUAGUGGAGUGGCAGGACUAG